AGUGCCAGCUCAGCUCAGCUCACGCUUACGCUGACGCUCUUCUUCUCUCUCAGACUUCUUCAAAGCUUAGCUUUGCCUUCCUUCCUGAUUGAAUCACAUCUAAAACGCUGCGUAUAAUGGAAUGAAUUCAAUUCAUUGCCUCUUCACUUCACACAACACAGAAAUGGCUUCUCAGCGCCGCCGUCAUCACUACCACCACCACAACAACAACCUCUUCCGUCUUCUCCUCCCUGUCAUCUCCGCCAUUUUCGUACUUCUUUUCGUUCUCUUCCUUCUUCUCUCCAUUCUGGCUCCUUCUCCCACCGAUUCCGAUCAGCUCCGUCACAGCACCAGCCACGUAUCGUCGACGCUGAUUGAUGAUUCAAAUGGAGUAACUGUUUUCCGUGUUCCGAAAGAUGGUGGCUCUUUAGAUCGUGAUAUUUGGAGCUCAAGAAAUGCCCAAUAUUAUCAUGGAUGCAGUGAUUCUAGCAAGAAGUUUGCAAAGGCUGAAGACAUAACUUGUCCUAAUAGAUACCUGGCAAUAGCUGCUAGUGGGGGCUUGAAUCAGCAGCGAACUGGGAUUGUAGAUGCGGUUGUUGCUGCCCGGAUUUUGAAUGCUACUCUUGUUAUUCCAAAGCUGGACCAGAAGUCUUUCUGGAAGGAUGCUAGUAACUUUUCGGAGAUUUUUGAUGUUGAUUGGUUUAUAUCAUUCUUGUCAAAAGAUGUAAAAAUUAUAAAGCAACUUCCAAAGAAGGGAGGGAAAACUUUGACUACUUAUAACAUGCGUGUUCCAAGGAAGUGUAAUGAAAGAUGUUAUCAGAAGCGUGUAUUACCAGUUCUUUUGAAAAGGCAUGUAGUUCAGCUGUCCAAGUUUGAUUAUAGACUCUCGAAUAGGUUGGAUACAGAUUUGCAAAAGUUGAGAUGUAGGGUUAACUACCAUGCUUUAAGUUUUACUGAUCCUAUUCAUGAAAUGGGUGAAAAACUGGUCCAACGAAUGAGGUUGAGGAGCAAACAUUUUAUUGCCUUGCAUCUAAGGUUUGAACCUGACAUGCUUGCAUUCUCAGGAUGCUAUUAUGGUGGAGGUGAUAAGGAGAGAAAAGAACUUGGUGCGAUCCGUAAAAGGUGGAAAACUUUACAUAUCAGCAACCCUGAUAAGGAAAGGCGGCAUGGGAAAUGCCCGCUUACUCCACUAGAAGUUGGUCUAAUGCUUCGAGCACUUGGAUAUGGCAGUGAUGUUCAUAUCUACGUUGCUUCUGGUGAAGUAUAUGGAGGGGAAGAGACAUUGGCACCUUUAAAAGCACUUUUUCCACACUUCCAUUCAAAAGAGACUAUAGCAACAAAAGACGAGUUGGAACCAUUUUCUCGAUUCUCAUCUCGAAUGGCUGCAUUAGAUUUUAUUGUUUGUGAUGAAAGUGAUGUAUUUGUUACCAAUAACAAUGGUAAUAUGGCUAGAAUAUUAGCUGGAAGAAGGAAAUAUUUUGGGCACAAACCCACCAUUCGUCCAAAUGCUAAAAAACUCUAUCGGUUGUUCUUAAACCAGACCAACACAACAUGGGAAGUAUUUGCCUCCAAAGUUCGUAGUUACCAGAGAGGCUUCAUGGGGGAACCAAAUGAGGUAAGGCCAGGCAGGGGUGAGUUUCAUGAGAAUCCAGCCUGCUGCAUUUGUGAAGAUACUGUGCUCAAGGCAAAGAAUGAUUCUUUACCUAGAAAAGUUGGAAAGGGGAUGGAGCACACUGAAUCUAAAAAAGAUGAUAUUAUAAGUGACGAUCAGAAUGAUGAUGAUGAUGAACUGGGAUUCUCUGAUAUGGAUGACGAUGAAGAUGAAAGAGGCAUUCCAGAGAAGGGUCUCUAUGAUGGAACAGCUUUGGAUUAUGAUGCAGUCACCACCUCUGAGGAGCCUGAGCUGGAAGAAAUGCUUUCAGACUAAACGGUUUUUGGCUCAAUCUGUUACUUUCAGGAGAUUUCUUGCCAUCCUUCUGUCCCCUUCAGAAAUUUUGCAGCUCUAGCCAAAAUGUUUUAACCGUCCUUCAGGAACUUGAUACUGUACAUGAGAACAUUGGAAUGGAGAAUGAAAAGAGGCAUUUACGGAUGAUAUGUGGAAUAUUAGAUAUUUGACAGCGAGCAAAUUAAUCAAUCUCAAAGGAUAAUUUUAUAAGUCAUGCCAAUGGACAUUUGGUCUGGAAUGGAAUCUACUGAAGUGUUUUAUUCCCUUUUGCGGCUCAGAUCAAAGAUGGUUGAUGGUAGACAAAUUUUGGAACCAAGGUAUGAACUGCAGAAUAGGAUUGUACCAAGGCCUCUUUUUUUCUGGAAAUGAAAAAAAUAGUUUUUAUAAUAAUGGAUUGUUCGCAAAGCUGGUUUCAGGAUUGCAUCAUUUCUGCCCCAUUUUCAUGGAAUUGAAUCGGAACUUCAACUGUAUUUUAUGUUAGAAACAUUAUGGAAAGUAGAAUGAUAGGAAACAAAAAAUUUCAAAGAUCAUUUAAUAUAUAUAUUUUUUAAAAUUUCUUCUAAAUAACUUAAGUUCAUAUUGAUUUUGCUUUAUCCGUGAGUUGCAGUUCUUUUGUAUAUUUAUUUUUGAGAAGUUGAAGGAAUUGUGGUACAUUCCUGUAUGAGAUGUAAUUAUCAUCUGUUUGUAGCUAUAUUUUAGAUCAACAGCAGUUAUGGUGAACAAAAUAAUUCUAAAUUUAGUGUUUUCAUGCAA
Messenger RNA from Mangifera indica (mango), 2677 nucleotides. Its product is annotated as O-fucosyltransferase 16-like. The record is from RefSeq and is a predicted model, not a curated record. Lineage: Eukaryota; Viridiplantae; Streptophyta; Magnoliopsida; Sapindales; Anacardiaceae. The transcript is spliced from 10 exons. Bases 122 to 1906 code for a protein of 594 amino acids.